CUUAAAAAAAACUAUGAAAACUGUCACUGCUUUAUGAGUAGCAGUGCGGAUCAAAAACCCUCGACUAGUAGAUGUGUUAACUGGAAUGCACAAUAAUUAAACUUAAUUGAGCUACUCAUUUGUGUGGUGAUUAGAUCUUAAAAUUAGUAGGUUCCUCAUAAUGUAGGGCCUCAAGAUAAAAUGUUAAAAUUUUAGAUAAAAAACUAAUUUUUAGGUAAAAGAAAUCUAAAGAAGCUGGCAAUGAUGAGAUGGAUGAACAAUCUAAAGAAGCUGGCAAUGAUGAGAUGGAUGAACAAUCUGCAUCUUGUAAUGAUCAUGGUUAUCUAGUUCAUGACCAUUCCUAUCACAUGACUUCAGAUGAUGAUGUUGAGGCUUCUAUGCCCAUUCAAAAACAAAUCAAUUCAGUGGAAAAACUGGAGAACGAGGUAAAAGAGCUCCAGGAAGAAAUUAGGAACCUCCAAAUGAGGAAACCCAAAAUGACGGUGGGAGACAUCCUGGAAGAUUCCGAAAAGAUGCUGCUUUACACCUCAUUUCCAGCAGACGUCUUCAAUGUUAUUGUGCAAAUUCUCAAGCGAAUGGCGCCGUUUAAUUAUUAUGCUGGUUGGGAGGUCACCUGCUUUAGUUUAGAGGACCAACUGCUAAUAUGUUUGAUGAAGCUACGCUUAAACUUUCGAGAUCUAGACCUUGCUAUUAGAUUUGGUACAAGCAGAUCUACAAUAUCUAACAUUAUAAAUACAUUUAUCUCUGCUCUUCAUGAAAUCUUUUUUGAUGGUGUAUUGAAAGCUGUGGGUAUUCCUUCUCAAUUAAAGUGCAAAGGGUCUAUGCCAAUAUCCUUUUCAGAUUUCACCUCGGCAAGAAUUGCCAUGGAUGCCACAGAAAUCACCCAAGAUAUACCAUCAAAUAUGAAUAGUCAAUCACUUACAUACAGCAACUACAAAAGCCGACACACUGUAAAGGCGGUGACCUGUGUGGCUCCAAAUGGUGCUCUUGUAUUUACUUCCGAUUUAUAUCCCGGUUCCACAUCUGAUGCAGCCAUAGUACAGCAUUGCAAAGUUCUUGACCAAUUACAGCCUGGAGAUCUUAUUCUUGCAGAUAAAGGCUUUAAUAUUUUUGACAAACUUCCUUCCGGGGUAUCCUUAAACAUUCCACCCUUUUUGUCAAAUAAAUCGCAUUUUACCAAAGAAGAGGCAAAACUUUGUUAUAAAAUUGGACGUAGUAGAAUUCAUGUCGAGAGAGCAAACGAAAGGAUAAAAAAUUAUGAAAUCCUUAAUCAUGUGCCAGCUCAGUAUAGACAUUUGACGACAAAGUUAUUUCAAUUGUGCUGCUGUCUAGUUAAUUUGCAGGCCCCCCUUCUUAAGGAGAUUGCUGACAAAUAUGAGCUACUGUAAGAGUAGAUUAUAGGCCACAAUUUUUGAAUGCUAUACAUGUUGACUGGAAAUACAUGUAGAUCUCUCUUUGUAUUAUUAUAUGACGGCUCUUUUAAUUUUUUAUUCACAUGCAUGUUAGGGGAGAGAUCAAAAAAUCAAUGUCAGAUAAAAAUCUAAAUUCAAAUACCAUUAGUUAUGGGGAGGAUGGUAAAUAUACCUGUAAAUAUGUCAUCUGAAAUCGAUUUUCACAUAAAAAUCAUUAUCAACAUUCAUCAUAUGUACUUGUGAGGAGGAUCUUUAUGAAAAAUAUUUGAAGUUAGUUUUUUGUCAGUCAUUGAAUUUUGAUCUCACCUCUUACAAGCAUGAUUAUUGGCAAAUGUAUCAGAUAAGAAAUUCAUACUGUGUAAUUCUUAAAUUGUUACUU
This is a messenger RNA of Ostrea edulis (European flat oyster), 1791 nucleotides long. RefSeq lists its product as uncharacterized. Bases 249 to 1388 code for a protein of 379 amino acids. The record is from RefSeq and is a predicted model, not a curated record. Lineage: Eukaryota; Metazoa; Mollusca; Bivalvia; Ostreida; Ostreidae. The transcript has 3 exons.